This is a messenger RNA of Knipowitschia caucasica, 285 nucleotides long. Lineage: Eukaryota; Metazoa; Chordata; Actinopteri; Gobiiformes; Gobiidae. The record is from the annotation of a GenBank genome assembly.
AUGAUGGACGAUGCGUUUAGGCCUAAACAUCACAUUAAUCCUGCUCCUGAUCCAGCUCCUCAAGGACGCAGCACUUUCUCCUCUGAGCCCUGGCAGCCAACGGGGAAGGAGGAGGUGGGGGAGGAGGAGGAGGAGUGUGCAGAGAAGGCUCCAGAGACGACUCCUUCUGAUAUUAUUACAGACAGAGGGCUCAUGCUGGAAGAGGCACUGGAGGUAGGCAACGGCUGUCGUGCGGUGCAAGAGGAAAAAACCGCCAUGUUUCUGAGAAGGGAAAGGAUGUCUUGA